Messenger RNA from Euleptes europaea (tarantolino), 1951 nucleotides. It is a transcript of the gene LINGO1, whose product is annotated as leucine rich repeat and Ig domain containing 1. The coding region runs from base 57 to 1919 and encodes 620 amino acids. The record is from RefSeq and is a predicted model, not a curated record. NCBI's taxonomy places the organism in Eukaryota, Metazoa, Chordata, Lepidosauria, Squamata, Sphaerodactylidae. Gene Ontology annotation, molecular function: protein binding. The transcript is spliced from 2 exons.
GCUGCGGCUGGAAGAUGCCAUUUCGCACCGAGGGAGGCGGGCGGCGAGAAUGAGAGAUGCCGGUGAAAGAUAGGAUGGUGGCGGGCAAGUUGAGCAUGUAUAGCCCAAUCCUGGCCUGCUGGCAGCCGAUUCUCAUCUUGAUGUUGGGAUCCAUCCUCUCCGGCUCCGCCACAGGCUGCCCGCCCCGCUGCGACUGCUCUGCUCAGGAACGUUCAGUGCUGUGCCACCGGAAGCGGUUUUUGAUGGUCCCCGAGGGCAUCCCCACAGAGACGAAACUUUUGGACCUGGGGAAGAACCGCAUCAAGACACUCAACCCGGACGAGUUUGCCAAUUUUCCUCACUUGGAGGAGCUGGAGUUGAACGAGAACAUCAUCAGCGCCAUCGAGCCAGGGGCUUUCAAUAACCUCUUCAACCUCAGGACUCUGGGUCUCAGGAGCAACCGGCUCAAACUGAUCCCCAUUGGGGUGUUCACCGGACUCAGCAAUCUUACCAAGUUGGACAUUAGUGAGAACAAAAUUGUGAUUCUCCUGGAUUACAUGUUCCAGGACUUGUACAACCUCAAGUCGUUGGAGGUCGGGGACAACGACCUGGUCUACAUCUCCCACCGGGCCUUCAGCGGUCUCAACAGCUUGGAGCAGCUGACAUUGGAAAAAUGCAACUUGACCUCCAUCCCCACAGAGGCGCUCUCUCACUUGCACAGCCUGAUCGUGCUGCAGCUGCGCCACCUGAACAUCAACGCCAUCAGGGAUUACUCGUUUAAGAGGCUGUACAGACUCAAAGUCCUGGAGAUCUCACACUGGCCGUAUCUAGACACCAUGACAUCCAAUUGCCUGUACGGGCUCAACUUGACGUCCUUGUCCAUCACCCACUGCAACCUGACUUCCAUCCCUUACGUCUCCUUGAGGCAUCUGGUCUAUCUCAGGUUCCUGAACCUGUCCUACAACCCCAUCACCACGAUCGAAGGCUCCAUGCUUCACGACCUACUCAGGCUUCAGGAGAUACAGCUGGUCGGCGGCCAGCUGGGCAUAGUGGAACCGUACGCUUUCCGGGGACUCAACUAUUUGCGCAUCUUGAACGUUUCAGGGAACCUUCUGAACACCUUGGAAGAGUCGGCCUUCCACUCGGUUGGGAACCUGGAAACGCUCAUCAUCGAUAACAACCCCUUGGCUUGCGACUGCCGGCUCCUUUGGAUUUUCCGACGGCGCUGGAGGCUGAAUUUCAACAAGCGGCAGCCCACCUGCGCCACCCCCGAGUUUGUCCAAGGGAAAGAGUUCAAGGAUUUUUCCGAGGCCCUCCUACCCAACUACUUCAUCUGCCGCCGAUCCCGGAUACGGGACCGCAAACCCCAGCAGAUCUUUGUGGACGAAGGUCACACGGUGCAGUUCGUCUGCCGCGCCGACGGGGACCCGCCUCCCGCCAUCAUGUGGCUGUCUCCGAGGAAGCACCUCAUCUCUACCAAAACCAACGGGCGGCUCACCGUCUUCCCCGAUGGCACACUGGAGGUGCGCUAUGCCCAGAUCCAGGACAAUGGCACCUACCUAUGCAUUGCCAGCAAUGCUGGUGGCAACGACACCAUGCUGGCGCACUUGCACGUCCGCAGCUACUCCCCAGACUGGCCCCACCAGCCCAACAAGACCUUUGCGUUCAUCUCCAACCAGCCCAACGAGAGUGACGCUAACAGCACGCGUGCCACCGUGCCUUUCCCCUUUGACAUCAAGACCCUCAUUAUCGCCACCACGAUGGGCUUCAUCUCCUUCCUGGGAGUCGUGCUCUUCUGCCUGGUGCUCCUCUUCCUCUGGAGCCGGGGCAAAGGCAACACCAAGCACAACAUUGAGAUCGAGUACGUCCCGCGCAAAUCCGAUGCGGGCAUCAGUUCCGCAGCUGAUGCGCCGCGCAAGUUCAACAUGAAAAUGAUCUGACUAAAAAAGAGCAAUCGUUAAAACUCGAUAAG